UUGGCCACUAUGAGAUUUAAAAAAAAAUGGCUGCCUCCAUGACAUAAUCGUGUUCCCGGUGUGCUUUCGUUCAAAAUGAGCUGUUUUCACUCUAAACAGCUGAUCCUCCCGUCCAGAGCAGCGUUGCUUGGACGACAGAUUCAACACGUAAUAAGAAAGCAGCUUCUUUGUUCUCAAAACAAGGACCAAACCCCGCUAUCAUUCGAUGCAAUCCUCAAUCAGAGGAGAAAGGAGUCAUCUGCAAGCAUACUUGUAGAAGUGGAAAAUCGACACAAAAUCACGGAGCUUUGUCAAGAAUGUUCACGGUACGGGAACAUUCGGAAGGCAUACUAUUAUGCGGACAACUCUCACAAAUGUCAGGUGCUUUUAGAAUUCAGCCACUCGGACGAGGUGCAAGAGCUAUUACAAAGUUGUGGUCACGUGUCGUCUGAUGGCUUCCCUGUGCGGACAAGACUGUUGAAAUUUGCGCCGAAAAAGGCGACGAGACCAAUAAAAAAAUCUUUCUCUGUUACUAUAGAAGCCUCUCCAAACACUACACCUCAGACUCAAGCAAUAAAAUUGAUUCAAAGCAGCACGAUCGCUGAACAGAUGACACAGUUUUACGAGAUGGAAAAGCUAAGCGACCUGGAGACACGGCUCGGGUUUAUAGUCUGCAGACAAGUUGAAGAGUUUAUAAGUGGACUAUAUCCGAAGGGGCAGGUCUUGCCAUUUGGCUCCCUUGUCAAUGGUUUUGGCAGGCAUAACUGUGACAUUGAUAUGGUCUACUGUGUUCCAGAAGCCACGGAGUCGAGUGGGCAACUGUACUUCCAAGACAAGAACCAGGCAAUGAAUGAUCGGACAUUGGUGCAACGAGUACUUGAAACGCUUGGAGACCUGCUCCAUUAUGUUGUGCCUGGCGUGUCUGAGGUGCAGCGCAUCCUCAGGGCCCGUGUGCCUAUUGUCAAGUUCCAGCACAACGUUGUGGGCAGAGAGUGCGACCUCACUCUGAACAACAUGUCUGGAGUGCAUAUGUCCCGACUUCUGCACUCGUGCACCCAGCUGGCACCUGCUCUCUGCCCUCUGCUGUUCACAGUUCGGAGCUGGGCAAUGGCCCAAGGUGUCACAACCAAGGUCCCUGGCACAUGGAUCACAAAUUUCCAGUUGACACUGUUGGCCAUUUUCCAUCUGCAGCAGUGUGGCCUCCUACCAUCGCUUAGAGACCUUGAAGACAAAAAGCGUCUCAAGACAUGGCAAAAGUCAAGAUUACCACAUGAGAAAGCGGAAGAACUUGAAGACCUCUUGAGGAGCUUUUUUGAGUACUACGCAUCGUUCAACUUUAAGAGCAAAGGCAUUGCACCGUUCUCUGGACAGACCCUAGAGAAGCCCGAGUAUACUGCCAUGUUUGUGCAAAACCCACUUGACCGGCAGCUGAAUGCCAGUCGCAACAUUGGAUUGAGUGACCUGAAGAAGCUGCAGGGCCGCAUGGCUGAUGCCCUUUCUCUCAUGGAUAAUGCUCCACGCAAAAUAACCAUGGAGAAGCCAUGGGGCAUCAUGGCACUGUUCACUGCCCAGACAGCUGCUGCGAGGAAGCAGCAAGAUGCAAUGCACAGACGUUUUCAAGUGCAUGAGCUUUUCCAGGAGGGCAAGGAAGCGGGUGAAAAUUACGUGAUAGAAGCCACCGUGACUGGCGUUAAGACCACAAGCUAACACCUGCGAGAGGGUUGGAAACAUUGAAUGCAGUUUCUUUUUGUGCAAAAGAACUCAUGUAGAAAA
This is a messenger RNA of Rhipicephalus sanguineus (brown dog tick), 1752 nucleotides long. RefSeq names its product poly(A) RNA polymerase, mitochondrial. Lineage: Eukaryota; Metazoa; Arthropoda; Arachnida; Ixodida; Ixodidae. The coding region runs from base 76 to 1686 and encodes 536 amino acids. The record is from RefSeq and is a predicted model, not a curated record. The transcript has 8 exons. Gene Ontology annotation, biological process: mitochondrial mRNA polyadenylation. Gene Ontology annotation, molecular function: poly(A) RNA polymerase activity.